Molecule: messenger RNA, 1890 nt
Organism: Amphimedon queenslandica
Lineage: Eukaryota; Metazoa; Porifera; Demospongiae; Haplosclerida; Niphatidae
Exons: 4
Coding region: 112-1890 (592 amino acids)
Source: RefSeq, a predicted model, not a curated record
AUAGCGCCCCUCCCAUUUAAUUCCAGAUAUGUCACACUCGGAGCACUCCUCGGCACUCCUGUUGUAAACUUAUAAUCAGUUUAAUCACAGUUAUUAGCCACUAGACAAAUUAUGUCUAAGGAGUCUUUUGGCUAUUGUAAGAAGUGUAAAACACCUUUUUCUUCCAAAAAAGAAAGUCUUUGUGGUAAAUGUAAGACUCGCAGACAGAAACAAUGUGUAUUGUGUGAAGUUUCAUUACCGUUUGAUUCUCAAAAAUGUAAGAAUUGCUCUGCUCCACAAGAUAAAAGCAUUUUUGAACAGACUCCUUUAAAAGAAUGUUCGUGUGGAGCAUCUCUUUUGCUGUCCUCAGAAGUUUGCUAUAGUUGCGAUUCACCUCAAGAAGUUGAAGAUGUUCGAUCACAGCCACCUCCAAAACCACCAGACACGUCUGCAUCUCAACCAACUGAUCAAAACCACCCUCUAACCUCUAAUGCUAAUUUUGAUGAAUCUGUUUCUGAUAUUGAGCAGGUGACUCCUGUUGAAGAAUCCAGGGAAAAGUUAAAUAACCAGUCGUUAGUUGUGACUACUAUAUCAAGUGAACAGGAAACUAUGCCAAUCAAUGUUUCUAUUGUAGGAAGCGCUGAGCUUGCAUGUGACAAAAAAAUAGGUCAUAAUGAUGAAAUGAAAAGCAGUCAAGAACAUUCAAAACAAGAUGAUAGUCAGCAUGGUAGUCAAAGCGAUUCCCAGUUAAUGACAAGUGCCACGUCAUCUCCUUCGCUUGAAAUUAGUGGCAAAAAAGUGGACCAACCUUCUAAUGAAGAAAGUUCAAGUAUUAAAGCACCAAAAGAUGACUUAAAUAAUGAAGCUGCUCAACAACCUAAGCUGUCAGAUUCACCUAUAGAAAAACCUUUAGAACAAGAAAUUGUUCGGGUAUGUGUGUCAUCUGAUGCAUGUAGUACACAUACUGCUACCAUUGCUCAUGUGACCUCACCAUUUAGUGCUGGUACCCAGCCAAAGGAACUCUCCUUGACUGGUACUUGUUUGUCCUUUCCUUAUCAUCAAGCUGAAGAAGAAGCAUCUAAACAGUCUAAAAAUGAACUGGUAUCAAAUAAUUUGACUGCUAAACCAGAUCAAUUCCCUUCAUUGUCUUCUUCUGACUCAGCCUUUCAACCAUCAAGCACACCAUCUUAUUUUGACUCAUUUUCUACUACACAUACAUCAACAUCAUCCACUACAACAACUUCAAUUCACUCCAGCAGUACCUUUUCUGCUCCUGGUUUAUCUACUCCUGUGCCUCAUUCAGCUAUCCCAUUAUCUACAUGUUUAGAUGACCAAGUUGAUUCAACUAAAGGUGCAUCUAAAGAAGAAUGCAAAACUAAAGACAGCAACCAUAGUGACAAGAUGCUGUCUCUUCCUAACUCUCAGAUAUUUGGUCCACAGUCAAAAAAAUGCCUUGAUACUAAUCCCCAAACACUUACAAAAAAGUCUGAAGGUGAUUCACUUGUAGUUAAAGAUAAGCCUAAUUCUGAUGGCUCUUCAGAGACAUCUGAUGCUAAUCACAAUACCACCAAAUCCAACACAAAUAAAAAUUUGGAAAAAGAUAAUGAUGAAUACAGUAUGGCUUCAGCAUCACCAGAUUUGAGUAUCAAUUUAAGGAAGAAUCCUAAACACAAUAAAGAACACUUGCCUGGCAACAGUGGUGGAUUAGAUUCACAGGAAGAGCAUUCGAAACAUCAAGAAGAGCAUUUAAAGGGCAGUGAAGGAAAGACUCUUGUGCCAUAUCAAAAAUCUGCAGUAGAUGACUCUGCUCUUUUUGCUGGAAAGAGUUCUAGUGGUAAGACUGCUAAGACUUUGAAGCAGAACAGUAGUGUCACUACUAACACAUCAGCAAGAAUAACGUCAGCCUUGUAG